Molecule: messenger RNA, 1161 nt
Organism: Perognathus longimembris pacificus (Pacific pocket mouse)
Lineage: Eukaryota; Metazoa; Chordata; Mammalia; Rodentia; Heteromyidae
Gene: Syt5
Product: synaptotagmin 5
Exons: 8
Coding region: 1-1161 (386 amino acids)
Biological process (GO): calcium ion-regulated exocytosis of neurotransmitter; synaptic vesicle endocytosis; regulation of dopamine secretion
Cellular component (GO): synaptic vesicle membrane; dense core granule; axon
Molecular function (GO): phosphatidylserine binding; calcium ion binding; calcium-dependent phospholipid binding
Source: RefSeq, a predicted model, not a curated record
AUGUUCCCGGAGCCUGCGACCCCUGGGCCUCCAGCGCCCCAAGUGCCUCCGGACUCCAGCCGCAUCAGCCAGGGCGCAGUGCCUCCCUGGGCCCUGGCCACCAUCCUGCUCUGCUCAGGCCUCCUGCUCUUCAGCUGCUGUUUCUAUCUGUACCUGAAGCGAUGCCGGAAGCGAAUGGGCAAGAAAAGCCAGGCCCAAGCCCAAGUCUACCUUCAGGAAGUGAAGGAAUUGGGCCGGAGCUACAUAGACAAGGUGCAGCCGGAAGUGGAGGACCUGGAUCCAAUGCCAUCUGGGCGGGGGCAGCAGGCAGCAGAGAAGCAUAAGCUAGGACGACUGCAGUACUCGCUGGAUUAUGACUUCCAGAGUGGCCAGCUUCUGGUAGGCAUUCUGCAAGCGGAGGAGUUGGCAGCCUUGGACAUGGGAGGCUCCUCCGACCCCUAUGUCAGCGUCUACUUGCUGCCAGACAAGCGGAGGCGGUACGAGACCAAGGUGCAUCGGCAGACGUUGAACCCAUACUUUGGAGAGACCUUUGCCUUCAAGGUCCCGUAUGUGGAGCUGGGGGGCAGGGUGCUGGUCAUGGCGGUGUAUGACUUCGAUCGCUUCUCCCGCAAUGACGCCAUCGGGGAGGUGCGCGUCCCCAUGAGCUCCGUGGACUUGGGGCGGCCAGUGCAGUCCUGGCAGGAGUUGCAGGUGGCUCCCAGAGAGGAGCAGGAGAAGCUAGGGGACAUUUGCUUCUCACUCCGAUACGUCCCCACAGCCGGGAAACUCACCGUCAUCGUCCUGGAGGCUAAGAACUUGAAGAAGAUGGACGUAGGGGGGCUGUCAGAUCCCUAUGUCAAGGUGCACCUGCUGCAGGGCGGCAAGAAGAUGCGGAAGAAGAAAACGACCAUCAAGAAGAAUACUCUGAACCCCUAUUACAACGAAGCCUUCAGCUUCGAGGUAUCCUGCGACCAAGUCCAGAAAGUCCAGGUGGAAUUGACCGUGCUGGACUACGACAAACUGGGCAAGAAUGAGGCCAUCGGGAGGGUGGCGGUGGGCACAGCAGUGGGGGGUGCUGGCCUGCGGCACUGGGCGGAUAUGCUGGCCAACCCCCGGCGGCCCAUCGCCCAGUGGCAUUCUCUGCGGCCCCCUGACCGAGUGAGACCACCGCCUGGUCCCUGA